UUCGUCGCCACAACGCCCACUGACAGAAGGAAGCCAGUGGUCGCAGCCAAAUGUACACAAACACCCAGCUCCUUCUAUUGUCAACCAUAUUCCGGCUAAACGCCCACUUUCUGCAGUCCCGAGGCCAUUGCCGGAUAACAACAACAUUCAGAAACCCUCGAGCAAGCUACCAGCUUGCUUGAAGAAAUUGGUGCGUUCAAUAGUGAGGACGUUUUAUUCAAGGGAGCAUUCGCUGAUUGUGGAUAUGCUUGUGAGGAAUACUAUAAUGAAAGAGGACGAUCUGUGCGAACGCCUACGGUUCGAAAAGAAGCAACUGAGACAGUACUUGCAUACACUCAAAACCGACCAAUUCAUCAAAUCGAAGCUCCAACUGGAGACGGAUGCGGAGGGGAAAACCACCAAGAUUACGCACUAUUUUAUUGAUUAUAAGUUGUUUGUCAAUGUGGUCAAGUACCGACUAGAUCAGAUGCGGCGACGUCUUGAGGCAGAACAACGUCAGACCACGAGCAGGGCUAGUUUUCGCUGUGUUUCUUGUGCCACCACUUACACCGACUUGGAGGUGGAUCGUCUGAUAAGUUUGGAUAAUCCGGGAAAGCUGGAAUGCGUAUAUUGUCGGGCGGAGGUCGCCGAAGAGGAAGACAAUGUAUCAAGGACAGAUGCCCGUGCGCUGAUCGCUUCAUUUCACCAUCAGGUCCGUGAUCCCAUUGACGCCAUGUUGCGCGAGUGUGAUGAAAUUCACUUGUCUUCCUCCAUACUAGAACCAGAAAUUCGACCGCUGGAACCGCUGAAAGACGAAUCCGAACGGUCCUUGGACGCGGUCACCACCACCAAACCGCCCUGGGAAACCAGGCCGUUUGCCGAGACAGAUAAUAAGCAGAAUUCAACACCCACUGUGGCAGCCGAGAACAAAGUUAGGAUUGUUCUGAGCGGUCAGUCCAGUGUAUCGUCUCCAGUUGUUAAACAACGUCCUAUUUGGAUGUGUGACAGCACCAUCAACUCAGGUCAAUCCGCUGAUAACGCCUUCACCCCGGCGAUGGGAGCAGGCGUUACUUUGAGCGACUCGCUGACACAGACCCUCACUCCUGGUCGGGUUCCCACCGGGUUCUCUACACUUGGAGCCACGAGCCUCAAGGAAACAUCCUCCGACGCGUCCGGUUCAGCUAACCCAACUUCCUCUGCAACAAGUGGUGACAUAAUGCAGUUGUUGCUGAUUCACGAACGCCGAGGGAUAUCGUCGCACACUGCCAGCAAAAGUAUGCAACCUUCGGGUACGUCAUUCCCAAUUGGAAUGUUUUGA
Molecule: messenger RNA, 1297 nt
Organism: Opisthorchis viverrini
Lineage: Eukaryota; Metazoa; Platyhelminthes; Trematoda; Opisthorchiida; Opisthorchiidae
Exons: 6
Biological process (GO): transcription open complex formation at RNA polymerase II promoter; transcription initiation at RNA polymerase II promoter
Cellular component (GO): transcription factor TFIIE complex
Source: RefSeq, a predicted model, not a curated record